Xiphias gladius (swordfish) is the source of this 1422-nucleotide messenger RNA. RefSeq names its product RNA transcription, translation and transport factor (gene rtraf). Gene Ontology annotation, molecular function: RNA binding. Lineage: Eukaryota; Metazoa; Chordata; Actinopteri; Istiophoriformes; Xiphiidae. The record is from RefSeq and is a predicted model, not a curated record. Gene Ontology annotation, biological process: tRNA splicing, via endonucleolytic cleavage and ligation. Bases 152 to 880 code for a protein of 242 amino acids. Gene Ontology annotation, cellular component: tRNA-splicing ligase complex. The transcript is spliced from 8 exons.
AUAGUUACAACAGGAAGUUCUGGGCGGCGCACGCGCAAUGCCACACAGUGACGGCAAGAAGGGGGAAAAAAAAAAAGAAAGAAAACGGGCAAGAUAGCAAAGUGUUAGCAAAAGAAAGCAAUCGUUUGCACUCAGAAAACACAGGUUUGAAAUGUUUCGGAGGAAACUGACGGCUCUAGAGUACCACAAUCCCAAUGGAUUUGACUGCACAGACGAGACACAGUUCCGGAACUGCGUUGUGUGGCUGGAGGACCAGAAGAUCCGGCACUACAAGAUAGAGGACAGAGGCAACCUGAGGAACAUCCCCAGCUCCGACUGGCCCAAGGCCUACCAGAAGUACCUGCAGGAUGUCAACUGUCCAUUCGGGGUUCAGGAGAGACAGGAGGCUGUCGACUGGUUACUGGGCCUGGCUGUGCGGUACGAAUACGGAGACAAUGUGGAGAAGUAUAAGAACUGUCAGCCGCUGGCAGCCUCCAGUAACAGUGACAAAGCAGCUGACCCUCUGGUCAACCUUGACAGUAAUUCCCCAGAUUUCAAAGCCGGAGUGACGGCUCUGGCCAACAUCCUCAAAAUUCAGCGGCACGACGACUACUUGGUUAUGCUCAAGGCCAUUCGCAUUCUGAUCCAAGAGAGACUUUCUCAGGAGGCCAUCACUAAAGCCAGCCAGAACAGAGAGGGUGUUCCAGUAGCUUUAGACAAACACAUCCUGGGUUUCGACACUGGAGAUGCGACUUUGAACGAAGCGGCUCAGGUCCUGCGCCUGCUGCACAUCGAGGAGCUGAGGGAGCUCCAGACCAAGAUCAACGAGGCCAUCGUAGCCGUUCAGGCCAUCAUAGCUGACCCCAAGACAGACCACAGGCUGGGCAAGGUCGGCAGAUGAGAGCGAGGAUGAAGAGGGAGGACCGGAGGGACUGAACCACAGGAGUUUGAAUUUGAUUUUGAGAUUUUGAGAAGAAAAGGCUUUUUGUUUGAGGUGGACAGAGAUGAGUUUGCAUUUUUUUCCGUUGUUGCAUGAGAUCACAGAUCAGAUUGGGAAUAUGGAGCAAAUAUGAGCAAAUGCUUCUCAGAGGCAGUCUUUCAUUUUUGUACAGCAAUAAGGAUAAGUUGACACCAAAACACACAAUACAGUAAUUGCUGCAUAGUUAGUGUUCAAGUACUCGUAUCCACUAAUAAGCUGAGUCAUUCAUUUCUUCGGGGACUGAGGUUGAACCUUCUGAUCAUGUCCUGGCUGCCAGAAUCUCUCCCUCAGUAGAAAAUACCAGAGAGAAGCUUCUGAUAUCUUCAAACUGACAGGUUAUAUUUGUAUCUUUUGUUUCCAGAUAAAACACGUUUUUUGCAGAUGGGAGAAAAAGGGUUAUUUUGAAAUGGUUUACACGGACGCUGUAUGGAAAAAAAAAAAUCUAUAAAUACAGCUGAGACAGA